CGCGCAGGCGCGGCCCUGGGCGCGGGAUGGCGGCGGUGGCGGGGGCCGUGCCGGUGCCGGUGCCGGUGCCCGUGCCCGUGCCGGGCGCGGAGGCGGCGGGACCGGGGGAGGAGGCGGCGGGUGCGGGGCCGCCGGGGCCGGCCCGCCUGGCCCGGCUACCGCUGGCGCGGGUGAAGGCGCUGGUGAAGGCGGACCCGGACGUCAGCCUGGCCAGCCAGGAGGCCGUCUUCGUCCUGGCGCGGGCCACGGAGUUGUUUGUUGAAACCAUAGCCAAAGAUGCUUACGUGUACGCUCAGCAAGGGAAAAGGAAAACUCUGCAGAGAAAAGACCUGGAUAAUGCCAUUGAAGCUAUCGAUGAAUUCGCUUUUUUGGAAGGUACUUUGGACUGAGCUGGACAGAGACAGAGCUCUCUGGAGAAAGAGACUGCAGAGAUGGACAUGGGGUGGAAAACAGGACCUUGAGAGUUUGAAUAUAGUUCCUAAAAUUGAGACACUGAAAUGGCAACCAUAAUAUUUUGUAUAAAGUUUAAGUUGUUGUAAGUUCUUUAUUUAAAAUGCAUAUUUUUUCAUAAAUAUUUUCUAUGUCACUUAACUGUGCCCUGCCGCCAUGGUGCAGACCGCUCUCCAGCUUUGGCCAGGUCACACAGCAGUUGCUCAGAGUCACAGUCCCUGCCUCUCCAGGUACUCUGCAGCACCACAGAGCUGUGAAUGGAGAGUGGCUCGGCUCAGAUGCCCAGGCAUGGUGAAUUAUUUUUAUGGAAAUGUGUUUUUCUUUGUAUAUGUUUGUUUCUUGGCUGAACACAAUUAAAUUUUUUUGUUGUUGUUGAA
Aquila chrysaetos chrysaetos is the source of this 827-nucleotide messenger RNA. RefSeq names its product DNA polymerase epsilon 4, accessory subunit (gene POLE4). Gene Ontology annotation, cellular component: epsilon DNA polymerase complex; nucleus. Gene Ontology annotation, molecular function: protein heterodimerization activity. Bases 27 to 389 code for a protein of 120 amino acids. NCBI's taxonomy places the organism in Eukaryota, Metazoa, Chordata, Aves, Accipitriformes, Accipitridae. The transcript has 4 exons. The record is from RefSeq and is a predicted model, not a curated record.